Manduca sexta (tobacco hornworm) is the source of this 2594-nucleotide messenger RNA. It is a transcript of the gene bdl, whose product is annotated as protein borderless. Bases 130 to 2169 code for a protein of 679 amino acids. The record is from RefSeq and is a predicted model, not a curated record. Gene Ontology annotation, biological process: axon guidance; homophilic cell-cell adhesion; dendrite self-avoidance. Gene Ontology annotation, molecular function: cell-cell adhesion mediator activity. Gene Ontology annotation, cellular component: axon; plasma membrane. Lineage: Eukaryota; Metazoa; Arthropoda; Insecta; Lepidoptera; Sphingidae. The transcript is spliced from 9 exons.
CGUGUCUUACUGCGGGCGCCGGGUGCAGCGGUGGCGGCGGGGCGGCGACCGGCGCGGGCGUCGCGGUGCUCCAGUCGUGAAUCGUGCUGCGCGCGCGAGCGUUGUGUGAGUCGCGAUCGCCGAGCCGAGAUGCGAACCGACAGGCUGGAGCGAGCCGUGGCGUGGGCGGUGGUGGCGGCGUGGGCGGCCGCCGCCUCGGGCUCGCUGUUGCCCCUCGACGCCGAGCGACUGCGUGCAGGCGUUGGUGGAUAUGCCGUUAUGAACUGUCACCUGGAUUUUCCUUUUGGCAACGAGAUACCUUAUCAUUUGCAGUGGGAUAAAGACGGAGAGACGAUUUUCUCAUGGUACAGCCUGGAAGGGCGUGCGUGGACUGCUGACCGAUGGGGGGGUCGCGUGCGCCGGCUCGGGGAGGGCCGGCACGGACUCGGCCGCGGCUCCAUCAACGUGAGCGCUGUGCGCGAGACUGACGCUGGCCUCUACCGCUGCCGCGUCACCUUCCCUAACCGCACGCCUCCCUCCAGAAACAAUGGCACCUUUUAUUAUUUGGAAGUAGAUGGAGGGAAUCUUAUUGUCACGCCACCCAUGAACGUGACCGUAUUGGAGGGAGAACGAGCGGAAUUGGAAUGUCUACCCAAGGAGCCCGAGUCAAUUGUACAAUGGUAUAGGGAAGGGUCGCCUCUCUCGGAGUUGCCGGAGCUGGCUCUGCGGUCUGAGGUAGCGCUAAACGGUAGCCUGAUUGUGCGACGCGCCUCCAGCACUGAUCCCGGCGAGUUCGAAUGCCGUGUGCGCGCGCCGGACGACACCUUACAGAGCGCCAGUGCCUUCCUCGACGUGCAAUAUAAAGCGAAGGUGGUGUAUGCGCCGAAGGAACGGCAUUUGCCAUAUGGCAAGCCUGCAAGUCUCGACUGUCACUUCAGUGCUAACCCUCCUCUGACGAACCUGCGAUGGGAGAAAGACGGAUUCUUAUUCGAUCCGUAUAAUGUUCCAGGCGUGUUUUAUAGCCGAAACGGCAGUCUACUUUUUAAUCAGGUGGACGAGUCGCAUGAGGGCGUGUACUCAUGCACGCCGUACAACGCGCUGGGGUCGGAGGGCGCGUCGCCGGGCGUGCGCGUUUCGGUGCAGCGACCGCCCGUGCUGGCGGUGCGUCCGCAGCCGUUGUACGUUGCACGGCUCGGCGCUACGCUCGCGCUACCUUGCGUCGUGGCACACGCGCAUCACGAUCCGCCCGUCGUACGUUGGACAAGGAAAGAUGGAAGUGAAUUGCCAGUAGGACGACACUCUCUCGACGACGGUAAUUUGACUAUCGUGGAUGUAUCAGAGGAAGACCGCGGCGUGUACGUUUGCACCGCCAGCAACGAGGCCGCCGCCGUCACCGUGGAAACAGAGUUGCUGGUGGAGAACGUGCCGCCACGUGCGCCCUACAACCUGUCCGCGACACCUUCUUACAAUUCGCUGCAUCUUUCCUGGGUCCCCGGUCAUAAUGGUGUCGAGGUUGACUACAACGUUUGGUAUCGAGAACGUACGGUGAGCGAAUGGCGCACUAUGAAAAUAUUGACUCGAGGUGUGACAGAAGCCACGCUCGUGGGUUUGCUGCCCGCCACUGAAUACGAAUUGCGCGUGCUGUCACAGGACCUCAUCGGUGACGGGCUAUUCAGUAAACCAAUCUUCAUUCGCACCCUGGAUCCAGAACUCAGCAGCGGGGGCGAGGUCGCCUACGCGGCGGCCACCACCGAGACGGAAACCGCGACCGACGAUGACGGCGAGGAACUUCAGGUGACCAUCCGACUUAUCGACGAAGGAGCACUGGUGCGCUGGCAGCGAGACUCCCAGGACGAGUCACGCUGCACGCUGCGCUGGUACGAGGACGAGGCGCCGGACGCUCGCCUCCUCCUCACCGCCCACACGCAUCAAGAUUAUGCGCUCGUGGGCGAGGUGCGCGAGGGCGCUCACUACUGGGCGCGCGUUCAGUGCGGCGCGGGUGCGCAGGGCGGUGCGGCGCUGCACGUGCCGGAGUACGCGCGCCUGCGCGGCGUGGCGGCGGGGUGCGCGGCAGGCGCGCUGCUGCUGGCGGCGCUGGCGGCGGCGCUGUACGCUGCACGACGCCGCCUGUGCGCACGAGCAUCACACGACCGCCACGAGCCGCCGCGCGCCGACAAGCGCGCUCGCUGACUGCAGACUUUGGCUCGCUGUGAGCUUGUACCGCCACCGCACCGUCGAGACGACCGCGAGCCCGUUGUAAGCGCGAUAUAGAGCAACUGGGCCUCAUAAUUUUUUCAGUUGUUAGCUCCAAGAUAUAAAUAUAAUAGUGAUUGGACAGGUCUGAAGAUGCGUUAAGGUGAGAGUUACUCGUGUUACGUGCGUGUAGAUUAGACUGAGUAUUUAUUUAUUUUUAUGUCUACGGUAUUCUUAGAAAUAAGCCGUGUCUAAGUUACCUUACUUGUUUAUCGCUCUCGGGUUAUUUAUUUAUUUAUUUAUGUCGAACGUGUCGAUAUGAUUGUAGUGAAUGAUUGUAUGAAUGUAAUUUGGCUCUAUUAAGUAUUAACACAGACUCGGCAUAAUUUUCUACUCUAAUAAUAAAACUAAAUCAAUACCAA